Messenger RNA from Exaiptasia diaphana, 1493 nucleotides. Its product is annotated as sialin. The annotation marks the transcript as partial. Gene Ontology annotation, biological process: monoatomic anion transport; transmembrane transport. Gene Ontology annotation, molecular function: transmembrane transporter activity. Lineage: Eukaryota; Metazoa; Cnidaria; Anthozoa; Actiniaria; Aiptasiidae. The transcript is spliced from 10 exons. The record is from RefSeq and is a predicted model, not a curated record.
UUUAUUCAUUAUAACACUCGCCUGGACGAGCAUCAAUGGACGAGAAACAACCACUGAUCAUACAACCUCAUCGGUCAAAGACAUCAACAUCAAAAUGUUUUGUUCCAUGUCGAUAUGUUCUGGCUAUUCUGAGUUUCUGGGGAAUGAGCGUGACGUACUCUCUUCGAGUGAAUCUCAGUAUUGCUCUUGUUGCAAUGGUAAACUCGACGUUUGCUAAUGCUAACGCUGAUUUGAAUAAACCAGAAUGUGAAGGCGAUGGGAAUACCAAAACACACAACAAGGAUGGUGAGUUUGAAUGGGAUCAAGAGACACAAGGUAUGAUUCUCGCCGCAUUUUUCUAUGGUUACAUUGUUACUCAAAUACCAGGAGGCUGGCUGGCCUCAAGGUUUGGUGGUAAGCAUUUGUUUGGUCUGGGGAUCCUGUGUACAUCAGUCUUGACUCUAUUGACUCCAUGGGUUGCACAUCGAGGUGUUGGUGCUUUUGUAGCUCUAAGACUUCUAGAGGGACUUGGGGAGGGAAUGGCGUUCCCGUCCAUCAAUGCAUUGUGGAGUAGUUGGGCUCCUCCACUAGAGCGUAGUAAGCUGGUAUCCAUUACAUUUUCAGGUUCAAGAAUAGGGACUAUUCUAGCUUUGGGUAUAUCAGGGUUUCUUUGUGACUCGGACGUUACGGGUGGAUGGCCUUCAGUUUUUUAUUUGUUUGGCGCCCAGGGAAUAUUAUGGUUUAUAGUGUGGACGAUCUUUAUCCACGAGAAACCUGCUGAACAUCCACGAAUAUCAAUAGAAGAAAAGCAAUAUAUUUUGAAGUCACUAGGAUCCACACACGAUGUUCAACGCAAGGCUCAUUCUGCACCAUGGUUAUCAAUUCUUACCUCACGCGCUGUAUGGGCAAUAUUUAUAGUAAACUUYAGCACGAGCUGGGGCUUUUACAUCUUUCUCACAACACUGCCAAUGUAUUUUCAACAAGUUCUCAAUAUUGAMAUAGCUAAGAACGGUGUGGUAUCAGCCAUUCCUAAUGCAUUGGCCUAUGUGUUUAUCAUGGUAUCUGGUGUCAUGGCCGACUGGCUGCAGAAAUCAAAMAUAUCAACCACCGCUGAAGUUAGGAAGAUCUUCACUCUUGCUGGUCUUCUCCCUCCCGCGUUUCUGUUGGUCGCCAAUAGCUAUGCAGGAUGUAACGACAAAACUCUGUCUAUCAUAAUAUUCUCUAUAGCUGUUGGUCUAAACGGGCUGACGGCGUCAGGAUUUCUUGUUAAUCAUCUUGACAUCGCUCCAAGGUAUGCUGGUCUCUUAGUUGGCUUAUCGAAUACCGUUGGGACGUUAGCUGGGAUUACUGCACCAUACGUCACGGGGUGGAUUAUCAAUAACCAGCCAACUCGUCGUCAAUGGCAAAAGGUUUUCUAUCUUGCUGCUGCCAUCUACAUCAUUGGUUCCUUAACGUUUUUAUUGUUAGGAACAGCCAAUCAACAAUCGUGGAAUACGCCUAAAGAAGAUGAAGAA